Sardina pilchardus (European sardine) is the source of this 1418-nucleotide messenger RNA. RefSeq names its product membrane-spanning 4-domains subfamily A member 4A-like. The transcript has 7 exons. The record is from RefSeq and is a predicted model, not a curated record. Gene Ontology annotation, cellular component: membrane. Bases 1 to 789 code for a protein of 262 amino acids. NCBI's taxonomy places the organism in Eukaryota, Metazoa, Chordata, Actinopteri, Clupeiformes, Clupeidae.
AUGGCCAACUCUGUUCCCUCCACCAAUGGCUUUGUGGUGGUCACUCAUUUGUACCCACAACAAGGAGCCCAAAGUUCCACUUCACCCCAGAGUGGAGCUGUUUCAACUCCACCCUCUUUGCUUGGGCAAUUCCUUAAGGGAGAACCAGUUGCUUUGGGGACGGUUCAAAUAAUGAUUGGCGUAGUUAUAUUCAUGUUCGGAAUCGUGACAACAAUUUCCACCUCUGCAUUAUCCGUUUACUCUGGUUACAUGUUCUGGGGAGUCAUCUUUUACAUCACUGCUGGUUCCCUCACUGUUAGAGCCAAUAAGGACCUCAAUUCCUGUUUGGUCAAAGCCUCAAUGGUGAUGAACAUCUUCAGUACAAUAACUGCAACGCUUGCUAUAAUUUUGCAUUCUCUUGAUAUUGGUCUGCCAAUGCAUCCUUAUUACGGCAACGGCUGUAACCACGGCGAUUACCAAUGUCAUCAGAUCGAAAACCUGCUUUGGAGCAAGUCAAUGGGGACUAGUGGAGUGAUGCUAGUGCUGUCAGUGCUGGAGUUCAUUGUUUCCAUCUGUGUAUCUGCGUUUGCCUGCAAAGCCACCUGCUCCACUACGACUAAUGCUCAGGUGAUAUACCAGGUGCCACCCUCUUUUCCCACCUCCCAUCUGUCUGCACCUCCAGUGAACACCUAUUCGAUGCCUCCCUUCCAAACCAGUGUGAUGCCUCCUGCUCAUCACAGUGGUGUUGAUGGCCUGAUGUUUGACACACCUGAAAAUCUGCCCCCAGUAUACACUGCUGUCGAAAAAUGAGUCAACGAACAUCAGGGAGGCAUUAUGAAGCAAGUUGUAAUUAUGUAAAUCUCUUUAGUGUCUUCAUUAUGUUGUCACAGUUUAAGCGUGUACACCUGUAUCAGUGAUAUAUUGGCAAAUUAGUCAAUACCAUAAGAAAUCUGGUGAACCAUUAAUUUUCAUGGAGGAAAUAACAGUAGUUAAAGUCCAAGCUGACGUAUUUGCACUUGUAUCUGUAAGAUUUAGAAGGUCACAUUACAUGAUUUGUAUGCUUUAAUAGACCUUUUCCAUCUCAACUCAAAGCACAGUUUUAUUCUCAAGCAUUUGAGUGGUCCUUUCUGUUUUGGUCUUUGAUUUGGCCCAUGAAAUCCACAUCUGACAUACUGUACCCUACACAAGUUAUGUACGUUUUCAAACAAUCGUGAUGGUAAUUUCAGUACAUUAAGCUGAAGAUUUGCAUUUGGGGAUAAAAGAGACAACAGAAAUGCACUACCUAGUCCUACUGACAUUGGAGAAAAUCUGGUAAGCAUUUUUGAGGAAAAGUACUGCAUGUGUUUUGUGCAACCCAUUUCUGCUGUAUAACAAGCUAUGACAUUUACUGUAAUAAUAAAAAAUGUACUGUAAAUAAUAAAAAGAAAAUUGCUGCCCUA